AUGCCCUCACUUUUCUCCCCAUUUGACCUCCCGGACGACAUCAUCCUAUUGUUGUCAGAUGAACUCGUAGCACCAGCAGAUUUCAUCUUGCACCGUACUCUCGCGGCACACCUCAAAGCGGGACUCGUUUCGGGACGCGUCAAACCCAAAUCUGUGAUACUCUCGGUAUCGGAGGGUUUAUCUAGGUGGAAAACGCUUGCGAUGAAAUCGAAUAUCAACCUCCAAACGCAUCUCGACCUAGGGACGCUCGAGUUCAUUGAAUUGUCGUCUUGUGCGGAGCCCAGCGCUGAAGCCAACCUACGAGGAGUCUUCGACCGCGUCCGCAUGGCUCUCGAGAACUCGCGACCUUCUCAGCAGCCGCACCUCAUCAUCCUCGACGACGUGUCGGUGCUGGAGUGGAUUGGAUUUUCACCUACAUCUGUUCAGCGUUUCAUUCGUGCCCUACGCUCUCUGGCGCUCAAGGCGAAUGCCACACUUGUCCUUCGGCACCAUGUGGUGACGCCAAACGAGCCAGACGAACUCCUUCGACAUUUGCUGCAGAUUUGCACCUAUCAUCUCGAAGUGAGACCACUCGCGAGUGGGAGAAGCGGUGCCGUCAGCGGGGAGGUCGCCCUCCACGCAGGAUUUUCUUACCCCUCGAAUAAUAUAAACCCCGUCAAGUUGUUGUCAAGAAGUUCUGCUUUGCAAUACUGCCUUACUGAGGCUGGACCAGAGUUUUUCGUGAAAGGGACCAGCGGUGGUGUACUAUAG
Molecule: messenger RNA, 750 nt
Organism: Cyclocybe aegerita
Lineage: Eukaryota; Fungi; Basidiomycota; Agaricomycetes; Agaricales; Hemipholiotaceae
Source: the annotation of a GenBank genome assembly